Molecule: messenger RNA, 201 nt
Organism: Leishmania major strain Friedlin
Lineage: Eukaryota; Euglenozoa; Kinetoplastea; Trypanosomatida; Trypanosomatidae
Exons: 1
Coding region: 1-201 (66 amino acids)
Source: RefSeq, a predicted model, not a curated record
AUGCCUCGCACGGACGAGUCUGCGGUCGCGAGGAACGCUGUGCAGGAAAUCACGUCGCCGCUGCAAGAGCUAGAGGCGAAGUACGAAGCGGUGCUGGCGGAGAACGAGGACCUCAGCCACCAGCUCAGGCUGGAGCAGCUGCAGCGUCAGCGCUAUGAAAAGGCAUACCGUCGGGUGCAGGAAGAUGUGCAGAGCGACUGA